AUGGCCCGGGAACAGGGUAACGGCUAUAAUUCCCGGAGCCUGAAAUCGCAGCAAGUAGCAGCAAGUAGAGGUAGCGUCUUGAAAAUCGACCCACAGACCUUUGAGAACUUUUACCGCGUCCUGACCGGCGUGGUGGUACCGCGCCCCAUAGCGUUCGUGUCGACCCAGUCGCCAGACGGAGUGGACAACCUGGCCCCCUAUUCCUUCUUCAACGCCGUUGCCUACGAUCCACCGACAGUGGUCUUCUCAUCGUCACGCCGUGUACCACACAAGAGCAAAGACACUCUGCGGAACAUUGAGGAAACGGGCGAAUUCGUGGUGAACAUCGUGGUGGACGGCAUAGCCGAGGCGAUGAACCAGACUGCCGCUGAAUACCCUGAGGACGUGGACGAGUUUGAGAUUGCCGGACUGACCGCGGUGCCGUCUGACCUUGUAAAGCCACCCAGAGUAGCUGAGUCGCCGGUCAACAUGGAAUGCCGCUUGAACCAGAUCAUAGAACUGGGGGACGGCUCUGGCGGACACGGUCUGGUCAUCGGUACGAUCGUUCUGAUGCACGUUCGCGACGACAUCAUCAACGGCCAUCGAAUCAACCACCACCUGAUGAAGCCGACGGGCCGCCUGGCUGGCAGCAUGUACUGCCACACCGACGAUACGUUCGAACUGGUUCGACCGACUUACGAUCCGGAAGAGAGCAAGGCUCUCUCCGGCUAG
Molecule: messenger RNA, 711 nt
Organism: Geodia barretti
Lineage: Eukaryota; Metazoa; Porifera; Demospongiae; Tetractinellida; Geodiidae
Source: the annotation of a GenBank genome assembly